This is a messenger RNA of Ornithodoros turicata, 732 nucleotides long. Its product is annotated as protein NYNRIN-like. The transcript has a single exon. Gene Ontology annotation, biological process: DNA integration. Bases 1 to 732 code for a protein of 243 amino acids. Lineage: Eukaryota; Metazoa; Arthropoda; Arachnida; Ixodida; Argasidae. The record is from RefSeq and is a predicted model, not a curated record. Gene Ontology annotation, molecular function: nucleic acid binding.
AUGGACCUCGUGGGACCACUCCCAAUCUGCGACGGUCACCGCUACAUGCUCACUAUCGUUGACCGCUUCACCCGUUGGCCAGAAGCAACCCCGGUCCCCGACGCCACCGCGGCCACCGUCGCUUCUGCCCUCCUAACAAUAUGGGUGUCGCGGUACGGCGUUCCUUCCAUCAUCACGACGGACCGGUGCGGCCAAUUUGAGUCCGUCCUCUUCACCAGCCUCACCAACAUACUGGGCGCCAGACGGAUUCAUACUACCACGUACCACCCGACCUCCUAUGGCAUGGUGGAGCGGCUUCACCGUCAGCUAAAAGCCGCCCUCCGGGCGUCGACUCAAGUCCCGUGGACCGAAGUCCUCCCCAUUGUCCUUCUCGGGAUCCGAUCGGCUUUCAAACCCCACUUGGGUUGCUCAACAGCCGAGUUGGUCUAUGGCACCUCAUUGCGACUCCCCGGCGACCUCAUCUCUGCCACAGCAGACACGGCAGCCGUACCACCAGCCGGAUAUGUGUCCCGCCUACGAGACACGAUUAAUGCUCUUCGCCCCAGUCCCACCACGCCCUGCCACCGGUUUCCAGCACCCGGCCCUCGAAACCUGCUCGCAUGUUUUCCUUCGGUGCGACGCCGUGAGGAAACCCUUGCAACAACCCUACUCUGGUCCUCACGCCGUACAGCACAGAGCCUCCACCCACUACACCAUCCAUGGGCGGAUUACUGGCCACUUGUCGGUGCGUAG